This is a messenger RNA of Lutra lutra (Eurasian river otter), 4452 nucleotides long. It is a transcript of the gene DHX38, whose product is annotated as DEAH-box helicase 38. Lineage: Eukaryota; Metazoa; Chordata; Mammalia; Carnivora; Mustelidae. The record is from RefSeq and is a predicted model, not a curated record. Gene Ontology annotation, biological process: mRNA splicing, via spliceosome. Gene Ontology annotation, molecular function: ATP binding; RNA binding. Gene Ontology annotation, cellular component: spliceosomal complex; intracellular anatomical structure.
CUUACUAAACAUGACCGAUCUCCUUCCCCCACCCUCCUUCUCCUCUCGCCUCUCAGACUAAUUGUGAUUGGUCGCAACGAGACUCGCGGUGUCUCUGAUCAAAGUCCCAGAGGAGGACACUCUAGCCUUGAGUGCUCGGUCGCUUUCUGCCUCACACUUGGAGGAAAGAGCAGGCGUUUUCCGGGCUGCACUCGAUGGUCUCUUUGGACGGAUAGAAGGGAUCGCGCAAGGUAUUAUGGGACAAUAAUGGCCGCGUUCAAGAUUGGUGUCUGGAUCUGUAAGGCCUUCUGAGUGAGGGGUGGUGGUGCCGCCGCCCCAGAAUCUGGGACAGAAGGUCCCGAGAGUCGAGCUUGGUGAGACAUCCCAGAGCCUGUCAUGGAGGAUACCAGCGAGGAUGCCUCGAUUCAUCGAUUGGAAGGAACUGAUAUGGACUCUCAGGUUGGCGGUCUUAUUUGUAAGACCAAAAGUGCAGCCAGUGAGCAGCAUGUUUUCAAGGCCCCCGCCCCCCGCCCUUCAUUGCUGGGACUGGACUUGUUAGCUUCCCUGAAACGAAGGGAGCGAGAGGAGAAGGAUGAUGGGGAGGACAAGAAGAAGUCCAGAAUCUCUUCCUACAAGGACUGGGAGGAGAGCAAGGAUGACCAGAGGGAUGCUGAGGAGGAGGGCAGUGACCAAGCUGGCCGACACAGCCGAAAAGACAGACAUUAUCGGUCUGCUCGGGUAGAGACUCCAUCCCAUCCUGGUGGUGUGAGUGAAGAGUUUUGGGAACGCAGUCGGCAGAGAGAGCGGGAGCGGCGGGAGCAUGGUGUCUAUGCCUCGUCCAAAGAAGAAAAGGAUCGGAAGAAAGAGAGAUCACGGGAUCGAGACUGUGACCGCAAGAGAGACAGAGAUGAGCGGGAUAGAAGCAGACACAGCAGCAGAUCCGAGCGAGAUGGAGGGUCAGAGCGCAGCAGAAGAAAUGAACCGGAGAGCCCGAGACACCGACCAAAAGAUGCAGCUACUCCUUCAAGGUCUGCCUGGGAGGAAGAGGACAGUGGCUAUGGCUUCUCAAGGCGCUCGCAGUGGGAAUCCCCGUCUCCAACACCUUCUUACCGGGAUUCUGAGCGGAGCCAUCGACAGUCCAGUCGUGAUCGGGAUAGGUCCGUGCGGAGCAGGUAUUCAGACGACACACCUCUGCCGACCCCAUCCUACAAAUACAACGAGUGGGCCGAUGACAGAAGACACCUGGGCUCCACGCCCCGUCUGUCCAGGGGCCGAGGGAGACGUGAGGAUGGUGAAGAGGGAAUUUCGUUCGACACAGAAGAGGAACGGCAGCAGUGGGAGGAUGACCAGAGGCAAGCGGACCGGGAUUGGUACAUGAUGGAUGAGGGAUACGACGAGUUCCACAACCCCCUGGCCUACUCCUCCGAGGAUUACGUGAGAAGGCGGGAGCAGCACCUGCAUAAACAGAAGCAGAAGCGCAUUUCGGCUCAGCGGAGGCAGAUCAAUGAGGAUAAUGAGCGCUGGGAGACCAACCGCAUGCUCACCAGCGGGGUGGUCCAUCGGCUGGAGGUGGACGAGGACUUCGAGGAGGACAGUGCGGCCAAAGUGCAUUUGAUGGUGCACAACCUGGUUCCUCCCUUUCUUGAUGGGCGCAUCGUCUUCACCAAGCAGCCAGAGCCGGUGAUUCCAGUCAAGGAUGCCACUUCCGACUUGGCCAUCAUUGCUCGAAAAGGCAGUCAGACAGUGCGGAAGCACAGGGAACAGAAGGAACGGAAAAAGGCUCAACACAAACACUGGGAGCUGGCUGGAACCAAGCUAGGAGACAUCAUGGGUGUCAAAAAAGAGGAAGAGCCAGAUAAAGCUCUGACAGAAGAUGGUAAAGUGGACUAUAGGACAGAGCAGAAGUUUGCAGAUCACAUGAAGAAAAAGAGCGAAGCCAGCAGCGAGUUUGCCAAGAAGAAGUCCAUUCUGGAGCAGCGACAGUAUCUGCCCAUCUUCGCUGUGCAGCAGGAACUUCUGACUAUCAUCAGAGAUAACAGCAUCGUGAUCGUGGUUGGAGAGACAGGGAGCGGUAAGACCACUCAGCUGACGCAGUACUUGCAUGAAGACGGUUACACGGACUACGGGAUGAUCGGGUGCACCCAGCCUCGCCGUGUGGCUGCCAUGUCUGUGGCCAAGAGAGUCAGUGAAGAAAUGGGGGGAAGCCUUGGUGAGGAGGUGGGUUAUGCGAUCCGCUUCGAAGACUGCACGUCAGAAAACACCUUGAUCAAAUACAUGACGGACGGGAUCCUGCUCCGGGAGUCGCUCCGGGAAGCGGACCUGGAUCACUACAGUGCCAUCAUCAUGGACGAGGCCCACGAGCGCUCCCUCAACACUGAUGUGCUCUUUGGGCUGCUCCGGGAGGUGGUGGCUCGGCGCUCAGACCUGAAGCUCAUCGUCACGUCAGCCACUAUGGAUGCAGAGAAAUUUGCUGCGUUUUUUGGGAAUGUUCCCAUCUUCCACAUCCCUGGCCGAACUUUCCCUGUUGACAUUCUCUUCAGCAAGACCCCGCAGGAGGACUAUGUGGAGGCCGCAGUGAAGCAGUCCUUACAGGUGCACCUGUCAGGGGCCCCUGGGGACAUCCUUAUCUUCAUGCCUGGCCAAGAGGACAUUGAGGUGACCUCAGACCAGAUUGUGGAACAUCUGGAGGAACUGGAAAAUGCACCUGCCUUGGCUGUGCUGCCCAUCUACUCCCAGCUACCGUCCGACCUCCAGGCUAAAAUCUUCCAGAAGGCUCCAGAUGGAGUUCGGAAGUGUAUCGUUGCCACCAACAUUGCUGAGACGUCUUUGACUGUCGAUGGCAUCAUGUUUGUUAUUGACUCUGGUUAUUGCAAAUUAAAGGUCUUCAACCCCAGGAUUGGCAUGGAUGCUCUACAGAUCUACCCCAUCAGCCAGGCCAAUGCCAACCAGAGGUCGGGGCGCGCUGGCCGGACGGGCCCAGGUCAGUGUUUCAGGCUCUACACCCAGAGCGCCUACAAGAACGAGCUCCUGACCACCACGGUGCCUGAGAUCCAGAGGACCAACCUGGCCAACGUGGUGCUGCUGCUCAAGUCCCUCGGCGUGCAGGACCUUCUGCAGUUCCACUUCAUGGACCCGCCGCCCGAGGACAACAUGCUCAACUCCAUGUAUCAGCUCUGGAUCCUUGGGGCCCUGGACAACACCGGUGGUCUGACCUCGACGGGUCGGCUCAUGGUGGAGUUCCCCCUGGACCCGGCGCUGUCCAAGAUGCUGAUUGUGUCCUGUGACAUGGGCUGCAGCUCGGAGAUCCUGCUCAUCGUGUCCAUGCUCUCCGUGCCGGCCAUCUUCUACAGGCCCAAGGGCCGAGAGGAGGAGAGCGAUCAGAUCCGGGAGAUUGCUGUCCCUGAGAGUGAUCAUUUGACCUACCUGAAUGUCUACCUGCAGUGGAAGAAUAAUAAUUACUCCACCAUCUGGUGUAACGAUCAUUUUAUCCAUGCCAAGGCCAUGCGGAAGGUCCGGGAGGUACGGGCUCAGCUCAAGGACAUCAUGGUGCAGCAGCGGAUGAGCCUGGCCUCGUGUGGCACUGACUGGGACAUCGUCAGGAAGUGUAUCUGUGCAGCCUAUUUCCACCAGGCAGCUAAGCUCAAGGGAAUUGGGGAGUAUGUGAAUAUCCGGACAGGGAUGCCCUGCCACCUGCACCCCACCAGCUCUCUCUUUGGAAUGGGCUAUACCCCAGACUAUAUAGUGUAUCACGAGCUGGUCAUGACCACCAAGGAGUACAUGCAGUGUGUGACUGCCGUGGAUGGAGAGUGGCUGGCGGAGCUGGGCCCCAUGUUCUACAGCGUGAAACAGGCGGGAAAGUCUCGGCAGGAGAACCGCCGACGGGCCAAAGAGGAGGCCUCUGCCAUGGAGGAGGAGAUGGCCCUGGCUGAGGAGCAGCUGCGAGCCCGGCGGCAAGAGCAGGAGAAGCGCAGCCCCCUGGGCAGUGUCCGGUCUACAAGAUCUACACUCCAGGUCGGAAGGAGCAAGGUGAACCCAUGACCCCUCGCCGCACACCAGCCCGCUUUGGGCUCUGAGCUGAGGCUUUGUCUGCAGAGGAUGCAGCCGUGUAUGGAGUCCUGAGCCCCAUGGCUAGAGCACCUGGGGCCUGCCACCAAACCCCUUCAUCUGCGCGCUUUCAUCUGUGUACGUCAUGGCCCCUGGGGGAGGCUGCGGCAGGGGCCAGCUCUGCAACGGGGAGGAGGAGUUCCUCAGUGCAGGCCUGGGUGCAGAGCAGCAGAGAGCGGCCAGGGCCGUGAGAGGGGGCCGGACCCAUCGUAUCCAAAUAACCAUUCCCAGGAUGCUUGGUGUAUAAAUGACGUGGCCGUGACUAUGGUUUUUUAAAUUCUGUGUAAAGCAGCAAAAUAGAGCUAGAGGGAAUUGUAAUUUGGUUAUCAUUCAGGAUUUGGAAAUAAAUUUAUUGUUUGUAAAAUGUUA